AUGAGUGGCCAACCGACAACGACAUUUGACAACUCCACUUCAUCAUCUUUUCUUUCCGUUCCUUCUACUACAACAACCUCUCCUCAAUCGCCUCCUACGCUGUAUCACAUCCAUAACUUUGAUUCUAAAUCAUCAUCAUCGAGUAACAAUAAUAAUUUUUCCAAUUCCGCAACUACAACAACUCAUCAUUUAAAUUCAAUUUCCAAUUCUACAACAACACAAACAACAACAACAUCAUCAUCAGAUUCGUGUUCUUCUCCACUACAACGAACGAAACCAUUCCUUGGAAAUAUUCGAGGAAGUUCGACGAGUACUCUUUCUGAAAAAUUAAAAUCGUCGAACAAGAUGGACAUGAGCGUAGAUUCGAGUGCAACCGAAGCGAUGGUGGAUGUUGUAGACGGAGAAGUUAUUGAUGAUGAUGAGGAGGAGGAAGAUGAGACCGUGUUGGUCAUUCGAAAUAACAGUCGUAAACUGUCAAGUGUCAAAUUGGACGAUGUAAUGCAGGAUGAAGAGGUGUAUGAAGAAGAGGAGGGUGAUGACGAAGAGGAUGAGGGAGACAUGUCUACGAGCCAAUCCAACUCGAGAAAAGAUUUGAGUGAAAUAAGUUCUUCAGUUUCUUCAUCUUCGAGUUUGUCUUCUAGGUUUCCAAAUAUGGCCAUGUUGGAUCUAAGUGCUCUCAAGAAACCAACAUUGACUUCGGUCAUGCAACAUUCUUUCAUGAUUACACCCAAGCGAAUUGGAUCCAAUUUGGUGAAUAGUUAUGACACUCAUCAUCACAACAAUACGUUACAAGUUCCAAACGCGAGUGUGUCUUCGAAUCUGUCACAUCAACAUGGUGAUCAUAGUGACACGGAUGAAGAAUUGGGAUUGUCCAAACUCAAUUUAACCAAACAACGGUUUGGAACCAUUUAUAACAAAUCAUCCUCUUCGAAUCAAAACAAUACAUCAUCAACCAAUAAGGAACAAAUUUACAUUCAUACAAGAAAUAUGAGUUUUUCGAAAGAAGUCGAUGGUCAAGUGUUUUCUGAUGAUGACGAUGAAGACGAUAGCUCGACACAGAAUUCAUCACAAAAUCGUUCACACAGAUUUCACCAUGAAAAGAGAGCUUCUGUGGUUCAACCCAUUGGUGACGACGAUGAAUUGGAUCUCACUUUAUCGAUUGGAAACAACUCUUUCACACGAAAGUCAACAACGAUCGUCGAUGAUGACGAAGAUAUGGACGAUGCAUUAACACUCCAAGUGAACACUCCUUUUAAAUCGAAAGAGAAAAAACUUUCCACACUCCAUUUACCAGCCACUAACUCAAAUACACGUGCCAUGACAGAUGACAAUUCUGAUUCACCAGCACUAUCCCUUGGAGGUUUAUCUAAACAAGGCAACCUCAAUCAUCCACAAGAAGAUAAUACUAAACUAUCUCCAAAUACGAAUAGCAAGCCAUCUGGAACUCCAACAAAGAGUCCACAUUCAGGAAAAUCCAUUUCAUUCAUGAUGCCUCCAACACUUAAAAGUGGCAAUAAUCCCUAUCAUUACAAUAAGCAUUGUGUGCCAGCAAGACCACCUGUUUAUUCAUUGGAACGUCAUGUAUUGAGUCAGGACGACGAGGAUUCUCGUGUUUCAUCACCUUUGGCCACCACUGAUCCAGAAUUGUUAAAAGAACAAUUAGAAUCACUUUUUGAAAAUCCAAAUUCGCACCAAUGUCCAAGACUCAUUCGAGAGUUUGAAGAAUUGGAAGAAAUUGACGUGGUGACAUGGCUUCACAAACGUCUCUAUUUUCGAACAGGUUUGAAAUACAUGGAUAUGAAUCGAUACAGCAAUGUGUUGCCCAAUGAUGAUACUCGAUUCAAAUUAUACAAGGGAAUUGGUCCCGUGUUGCAUGUGAAUUUCACAUCUUCAUCGAUGAAUUUACCUCUUUCCAAUUUUGCUCUUCUUUCGAGUCAAUCGCAAGGAGUCACACCUCAACAACAAAGUCCAAUUUCCAUUACGAGUAGUCACUCGACAACCACGAGUAGUAGCGGUAAUAAUACGAAUAACAGCAGUAACAACAACAAUCGAGUGGUUUCUCCGAAUGCAGAAAUUCUUUCGACAUGGGAAGAAGAUUACAUUAAUGCCAAUCUCAUCAAAGCAAGAAAAGAAUUUUUAUUUAAUUGGGAUGAAUUUUCAAUGGUUUCUUCUCCACUCAGUAUUACUUCUGCCUCCUCAACAACAACAUCAACUUCCAAUAAUUAUGGAACGACUCGAAAGGAACGAGAAGAACUUGCCGAACGUGUGAAUAUGGUCGAUUAUAUUUGUACACAAGGUCCUCUUCCUUACACUGCAGCACAUUUUUGGAAAAUGAUUUAUCAAAGUAAUUCUCAUGUGAUUUUAAUGAUUGGUCGAGAACAAGAAGAAACUGGUGUAAAAUGUGCCAUUUAUUAUCCAACACCAAAUAAUUCAGGUUCGAAUCAAAAUCCAUUCAUACUCUCGUCGACAUUGACCACUGCUUCCUCUCUGGAUGGCGUCUCUCCUCGAAAUAUGCUCUCCGUGACAGGAAUGAAAAACAACACAACCGAUUCAUUCCUGAUUGAUGUGACACCUCCCAAGAGUAUCACAACCAAUACUCAAAAAUGGAAACUCGAAGUAACCAUUCCUAAAAAUGAUGACAAUGAAGAAGCUGUGAAAUGGAUCAUUCCAAAAGAACUCAUGCAACGAGUCAUUAUUCUAAAAUUGAAGAGAUCGAAAGCAUCUUCUCAACCCUCUUCAGCCACGAGUGUUCCUCCAUCCUCAAAUGAUGAUCAUGAUGAAAUUUUAGAUCAACGAAAAGUUUAUUUAUUACAAUAUGUUGGAUGGGUCGAUCAAAGUGUUCCUACCCAAAUUCCAACAAUUAUGAAAGUCAUUGAUCACAUCAAUGAUAUUUUCGAAAAGAGAAAGAAUGAGCUCUUUUCAUUGAAAUCUGUAUUGUCGUCGUCUCAUCAACUUCCCUUCCAUACUGCUCAAUUGUUACAGGGAAGUGUUCUCGACAAUAUAGGACCACUUGUAGUUCAUUGUUCAGCUGGUAUUGGACGAACUGGAACGUUUUGUGCAGUGGAUUGCGCUCUCAAACAAUUUAAGGCACAUGUCUUGAAAUAUGUCAUGUUGAACAACAAAUCUCCAUUGCCACCUCCAACCACAAGUUCACAACAUGUUGUGAAAGGUUCUCUUCAAAAUACGACUACUACCGCUUCGUCACCUCAAUCAUUCCCAACCACAACAACACCUUGUGUGAAUAUUCCUGCAUUUCCAUUUAAUAUUUUUAAUAUUGUGAAAAAAUUGAAAGAACAUCGAGCUGGAAUGGUUCAAACAGAAAAUCAAUAUGAAUUUAUAUACAAGGUAGUGAUUAGGAGUUGUAAGGAAAUUUUGAAGAAGUGGAAUUGUCAUAUGGUGGAAAAAAAGUCCAACAAUCGUCAGCAAUAA
This is a messenger RNA of Naegleria lovaniensis, 3429 nucleotides long. RefSeq lists its product as uncharacterized. The record is from RefSeq and is a predicted model, not a curated record. The transcript has a single exon. Gene Ontology annotation, molecular function: protein tyrosine phosphatase activity. NCBI's taxonomy places the organism in Eukaryota, Heterolobosea, Eutetramitea, Acrasida, Naegleriidae. Gene Ontology annotation, biological process: protein dephosphorylation. The coding region runs from base 1 to 3429 and encodes 1142 amino acids.